Auanema sp. JU1783 is the source of this 1572-nucleotide messenger RNA. The record is from the annotation of a GenBank genome assembly. NCBI's taxonomy places the organism in Eukaryota, Metazoa, Nematoda, Chromadorea, Rhabditida, Rhabditidae.
AUGCCGUCGCUCAAGAAAGAACAGCCUAUCCAAACUCAUCCACGAGCACCACUUCUACACUAUCGGUCUCGGCGGCUUCAUCUCAUAAUGCUCAUUGGCUUCGGUCUCUACAACUCUAAUUAUAUGAAUACCAACUUUUCACUUACUAUGACUUGCAUGGUGAACUACACAGCCGUCAAGCAAGAACAGAUGAACCAAGUAUCAUUAAGAUUUGAUAAUGAAACUGAAAUAAACAAUGGCACUCAGAAUCUAAGUGAUAAGCGUAUUGUAGACUAUGGCGGAACCUUUGUUUGGGACGGAGCUACCCAGAAUUGGUUAAUGUCGGCUGUCUAUUGGGGAGGUCCAGUUAGUAUGCUUCCUGCAAUCUUUUUGGUACAAAGAGCCUCUCCUAAACACAUGUUUGCCUUCUGUUUAGCUGUGAAGGCUUCUGUGAAUCUUUUGAUCCCCACUCUUGCGAAGAACUUUGGAGCGAGAGCUGUGUUCGCAGCUCGUUUCGCUAUCGGACUAACAGAGCCAUUCAUAUAUCCUUCCGUGAACACCAUCGCUUCAAACUGGUACCCGGCGGUGGAGAGAAGUACUGCAGUUGCUUUAUUCACUACCGGAAACCAAUUGGCAAUGUUUACCGGUAAUCCCAUCAACGCUUCCUUGUGUUCUUCACCAUUUGGUUGGUCUGCAGUUUUCUAUUUCUCAGCUAUCAUGGGAUAUUCCUGGUGUAUUCUUUGGCUCAUCUUCUCGGCAAACCACCCGGAUGAUUGCAAAGUGAUGUCAAACCUUGAAAGAAGUUAUUUGUCAGACACAACUGUUGCGAAAAUCACAGCCCUGUCCAAAAGGAAUGUGCCGGUACCAUGGAAAGCUAUAUUCACAAACCCAGCCUAUCUUUCACACUUGUUUGCCACAUACGUUAUUUCUGUAAUCGCCCCAUUAAUGAUGACUUACUUACCAAUGUACAACAAGGACGUAUUACUAUUGAGUGUUGUGAUGAACGGAUUAUAUGCUGCACUCCCAACCUUUUUCAACUUCUGCUUCAAACUAUUUUGGGGAUUCACAGUAGACAGACUGAAACAGACUGGUGUUCUAACACCCACUCAAGGUGUUAAGCUGUCUCAAUGCUAUCCAACUUUUGGUGUGGCCAUACCUUUAUUCACAGCUGUUUUGUUCGUUAACAGUGAUCGUAAGAUUCUUGCAUUGAUCCUCUUCUGCUUUGCUAAUAUGUUCCUUGGAGCACAUACCAGCGGAGCAUACACAUCACUACUAUCCUUAGCGCCUCGAUUCACACCUACACUAUCGUCAAUCAGUUGCAGUUUAUCUACUCUAUCAGCUAUAACUACACCUAUUGUAGUAGGGGAGCUUCUCAAAACAGGAAGUCCUUCGGAAUGGAAUAGUGUCCUCUUAGUGUGCGCUGUACUUUGUACAAUUUCUGGAAUUCAAUUCUUAAUAUAUGGAUCGGGUGACAUACAAGAAUUUGCUAAGGAAACUCUACCUAAAGAUCAAGAAGUAAAUGAGCAGCUCGUUAUGGAUGAAAUCCGAGCCUCAAGUAUUGCUUUGCGAACGGAGUCCAUGACACUAGCAUAA